AUGCCCUGGUCUCGAGUCUCAAACCUUAUCUCCAUCCUCCUCCUUCUCUUCUUCACAACUCCCAUCACCUCUGCCCCCGCCGCGGCGGACCUCGUCCUCGAAGGCUCACUCGAAGGCGGCCUGCGCUACUCUAUCACCGCGACUCGCAAAGGCGUUCCCAUCCCCGCCUCAGAGAUUAAGCUCAAACCCCUCGAGACCUACCAACUCGGCAACCCCCCCUCCAAAGCAACUCGUCUCAAUCCCCGCGCCAAUCCAAUCGCCAACAGUUCCAACUGGUGCGGUAGUGUCAACACUGCGCCGUCGGGGAAGAGCAUCGCGGUUGCGGCUUGGGUCGGAAUUGAUGGAGAUUCCUGGACGUCGGCGUUGCUACAGGCCGGGAGUGUUUGUGAGCGCAGCGUCUGGGUUCCCCUCGGGGCGUAUGCCAUCACCUCUCUGUCCAUCUCCCCCGGCCAAUGGCUCGAAGUCACGAUUAAUGCAACCUCGACGACGUCUGCUCAGAUCUCUCUCAUGAACCUCCAUACGGGUGUGAACUACAAUGUGAUCCUCACAAAUGGCCCGACCCUUGCCCGCGUCAACGCCAACUGGGUGGUCGAGAGACCCUACUAUGGCAGCACACUCGUUACGAUGCCGGCCUUCUCUGACGUAUGGUUUACAUAUGCGAGCGCUUCCCUCACGCCGUCGGGUUCGUUAGGGAUUCUCGGCGCUAAGCAGUACCAGAUCCCGGGGUUCUGCGGCAGCGAGGAGUAUGAUAAUACCGCGCAGGUUAGUUAUGUACCUUGA
This is a messenger RNA of Thermochaetoides thermophila DSM 1495, 780 nucleotides long. RefSeq lists its product as uncharacterized. NCBI's taxonomy places the organism in Eukaryota, Fungi, Ascomycota, Sordariomycetes, Sordariales, Chaetomiaceae. The coding region runs from base 1 to 780 and encodes 259 amino acids. Gene Ontology annotation, biological process: proteolysis. The transcript is spliced from 6 exons. Gene Ontology annotation, molecular function: glutamic-type endopeptidase activity. The record is from RefSeq and is a predicted model, not a curated record.